AUGACAGUACGGUCGGAUUUUUCUCCAUGUCAAGCAGUUCUUAUUGUGGUGUCCAUUCUGAUAGCACUGAAGAUUCUCCUCAUUCCGACUUAUGCUUCGACGGAUUUAGAGGUUCACCGUAAUUGGUUGGCCAUCGUCCAUAAUCUACCACUUUCUGAAUGGUACUAUGACUCGACCUCUGAAUGGACCCUCGAUUAUCCGCCAUUUUUCGCAUACUUCCAGAAGGCCCUGGCAACGAUAGCCUUCUUCUCUGGGUUUCAAGAUAUCUUGAUUCUCCAGAAAGGUGCGCUGUUCAACAGUCGAGUUCUUCAUUUCCAACGGUUAUCUGUGAUUGUAACGGAUGCGUUUUAUGUAAACUCAGCACUCAUUUACUGCGUACUGUUGAACUUCAAACAUAUUUAUCUCUAUUAUGCUCCAGCAUACGUCGUCUUCUUUCUCCGGUGUUACUUUUUCCGUGGUACAGGAGAUUCGUUUGAAUUCAGUGGUUUUUUGAGCCUAGGUAUAUUCAUAUUCAGUGAUGAUAACCUUUUCCAGAGCUAUUUCAUCGGAGUUAUUGUUCGAACAAUUUUAGCUUUUUUACUUUUAACAGGUUUAAAACUCACAGCUUCUAUCGCUGCACCAUUGAUUUUAUCCUUCGGACCUUUCUUAACUUCAGGAGGUUAUCAAAGUCUCGUGCAAAUAUUAAGCCGAUUGUUCCCAAUUUCUCGAGGGCUCACACAUGCCUACUGGGCACCGAAUUUCUGGGCUAUAUAUAACGUCAUUGACCUUUUUCUAUACCGAGUUUUAUCCAUUUGGUGGCCUGAUUUGUUUAGCGCGCCAACAUAUUGUUCUGGGAUUGUUCAGGUGUACAAUCACUCGGUACUGCCGUCUAUAACUUCGUUGCUUUCUUUGGCUUGUGUGUGCGCUUCACUAACUCCUUUAUUCUUCACGCUCUUGAAGCGAAAAGUACCGGAUUUGUGCACGUUGUUGUCGCUUAGUGCUUUCUCAUUCUUCUGGUUUGGAUAUCACGUCCAUGAAAAGGCCCUAUUGCUGAUAGUGAUUCCACUGUUAUGUUUGGCAUUCACAGAUCCUAAAUUCAUGCGGCUGGCCGUCCUAUUCUCUAUUAUCACAGCAACAUCACUCUUCCCGCUAUUGUUUACGACUUUUGAAAUCUAUAUCAAAUACGUUCUAUCUGUGACCUACAUAAUCUUGCUGUUGAUAAUGUUCAGUGAUGAUGUCAUAGUGAUGUACAAGAAGAAACGUUGUGAACUGAUAGAGGCUUUAAUAAAAGAGGGUUACUAUCCUGUGCAAGCUGUUGAUUCCUUUGAAGAGAUUGAAUUGCUUCUUGCGCUUUUCGAUGAAGUUGUGAUAGUAGAAGAACCAUACAUUACGGAUUAUUUGGCAGUACGCGAAGCCACACCAUUUGCGGAACUUAUAAAUCGAGUUGUCGCAGACCACCCGCAAUUCCGACCAGACGUAAUAAUCUGCGACGGGAAUGGUCAAUUUCAUGUCAGAGGGUGCGGACUAGCAUGUCAUGUUGGCGCGUUGACUGGGAUAGCUACGAUUGGUGUCGCAAAAAAUCUCAACCUCUCUCUACUUAAAUCACUUGAAAGAAGCGAUGAUGUUGAGAAGAUGUUCAAAGAGGUAACGGUUCGGAAUAAGUUGAGGCUGUUGUAA
Messenger RNA from Angiostrongylus costaricensis, 1656 nucleotides. Lineage: Eukaryota; Metazoa; Nematoda; Chromadorea; Rhabditida; Metastrongylidae. The record is from the annotation of a GenBank genome assembly.